GAAUGUUUGAAGUUUAUAAUGACCAACAAAUGCCAACAAAUCAGUCGUUGAAACUCACUUGAAAGCAACCAGCGGACGUGUAUAAUUUUGUCCUCUUAAAUAUUACUUAAAUAACAUAUUAAUUUGAAGUGAAAAUUAAUUUAACAAACAAAAUGUCAAACUCAAUUGUUAUCGAAGCAACAGCUGAGCACACUGCAACGUUGAUAUUUCUUCAUGGUCUUGCUGAAACUGGAAAAAAUUGGAUUGAAGCCUUGAAAAAAAUUCAAUUGCCAAAUGUUAAAAUUAUUUGUCCAACUGGACCAACAAUUCCAAUCACAUGGAAACAAGGAACUCCAAUGACAGCUUGGUUUGAUGUAUUGGGAAUGAAAACUGGAGCACCUGAAGAUGAAGAUGGAAUAAAAUCAUCAUCAAAAAUUGUUCAUAAAGUUAUUGAAGAUGAAAUUAAAUCUGGAACACCAUCAAACCGUAUUAUUGUUGGUGGAUUUAGUCAAGGUGGUGCACUUGCAAUAUAUUCUGCUAUAACAUUUUCUCAACAACUUGGUGGUGUUUUUUCAUUGUCUUCCUGGUUAGCACUUCAUCAGCAAUUUCCAGAAAAUGUUGUUGGAAAUAAAACAACACCAUUUUUAUUAUGCCAUGGAGACAAGGAUCCAAUAAUUCCUCAUCUCUGGGGACAAAUGGCAAUAACGUUGUUGAAAAAAACCAUGACAAAUGUCGAGUUUAAAACUUAUGCUGGCUUGGAUCAUCGAGCUUCUGAUGAAGAAUUCCUAGAUGUCAAACGUUUUAUUGAACAACUUCUAUAAGAAAAAAAACUAGCUGUAAUUUUAUACUGAAAUUCUUUCGAAUGUUCUUUUUGGCUUGAAAAUUAAUUAAAUAAAUAAAUUUUUAAAAAUUAA
Aphidius gifuensis is the source of this 893-nucleotide messenger RNA. RefSeq names its product acyl-protein thioesterase 1-like. The coding region runs from base 153 to 800 and encodes 215 amino acids. Gene Ontology annotation, biological process: protein depalmitoylation. The record is from RefSeq and is a predicted model, not a curated record. The transcript is spliced from 8 exons. NCBI's taxonomy places the organism in Eukaryota, Metazoa, Arthropoda, Insecta, Hymenoptera, Braconidae. Gene Ontology annotation, cellular component: cytoplasm. Gene Ontology annotation, molecular function: carboxylic ester hydrolase activity; palmitoyl-(protein) hydrolase activity.